AGAAAACGUCAUAAUCAUGUCAGUAAAACUCAAUUGUCAUUAGUAAAGUUUCACUGAAACUAUCAAAAUUUUUAGUGCAUAAUUUCUUAUUUUUCGAAAUUCACAGUAAAGUUCUGAUGAAAAUCCAUCGAUAUGGUUGUAGGACAGUUUGUAACAACUUACAGAAAGGACUAUCUUUGGCCGUACGUGAAAACUCUUGGACUGAGACCUGAACCUGAUCGCAUAUACCAACCAAGAUAUAGAGAUGAACAAUAUUGCGCCUGUCACUGCCUUCCCGAGGUUCGUCCAACCAGCGAACAGAAAACUAUUUUCGGCCCAGAAGCCCUCAGUGGUGACCAAUGGAGUCGUUCAGGACCAAUGGGGCCUUUAUUGGAUCCCAAACUCUUUCCUGCCAAGGUUUCAGCUGCCCCAGAAUCCAAAAUUGGUAGAUAUAAUCAACCAAACGCUUUCAUGAUGAAGCCGUCUUUAGGGGAAUAUCCAUCAGCACCGUAUGACGAACUGAUAAGAGCUGCGGGGGUGGACGGCUUGGCCCCUUGCCCCGAACCAGUCCGCCUUCCAGGAGACCUGUGCAGGCCCAUCCAGAAAUCCAUGAUUACCAGGCGGGGCCCCGGAGGUGGAACCGGGGGUGGUAUGGGAAGCGGUGGCCGAUGGGGAACUGCAGGGGGUAAAAGUGAAGAUGCGAAGCAAGUUGUUGGUAGCUGCAGAGGGGGAACUUUCACUCUCACCCCAGGAUGCACUGAAUACCAAGAUACUGUUUCCCGUCUGGGAAACCUCAUCAUCAGAGACGGACUUCACGAUCCUAUUCGAAGAAAAGCAGGAGUACAGGCAAAAAGACUUUUCUAGACAAUGUCUUCAUGAGAAAAUGUGUCGUAGGCUCAUUGUGAAUGAGAAAAAUAAAUUUUAUGUUAUUGAAA
Leptinotarsa decemlineata (Colorado potato beetle) is the source of this 914-nucleotide messenger RNA. RefSeq lists its product as uncharacterized. The record is from RefSeq and is a predicted model, not a curated record. Lineage: Eukaryota; Metazoa; Arthropoda; Insecta; Coleoptera; Chrysomelidae.